This is a messenger RNA of Nicotiana attenuata, 783 nucleotides long. Its product is annotated as malonyl-coenzyme:anthocyanin 5-O-glucoside-6'''-O-malonyltransferase-like. Lineage: Eukaryota; Viridiplantae; Streptophyta; Magnoliopsida; Solanales; Solanaceae. The coding region runs from base 25 to 783 and encodes 252 amino acids. The transcript has a single exon. The record is from RefSeq and is a predicted model, not a curated record.
UGUAUUUCUAAAACAAAAGCUACAAUGGCGUCUGUGAUUGAGCAAUGUCAAGUUGCGCCAUCUCCCGGCAGUGCAGCUGAGCUCACACUCCCUCUCACAUAUUUUGAUCAUAUGUGGUUAGCUUUCAAUCGUAUGCGGCGGAUUUUAUUCUACAAGCUCCCCAUUUCCAGAUCCGAUUUCGUCCAAACUAUUAUUCCUACUCUUAAAGAUUCACUCUCCCUCGCUCUCACACACUAUAUACCCUUAGCUGGCAAUGUUGCUUGUCCACUAAGUUCUAGCGGUUAUCCUGAGCUGCGUUAUGUAAUAAGGGAUUCUGUGUCAGUUAUUUUUUCUGAGACUGAUAUGGAUUUCAAUUAUCUCAUCAGUAACCAUCCUAGAGAUGCUAAGGAUUUUUAUCACUUUGUUCCUCAGUUGGCAGAAGCUAAGGAUGCACCAGGGAUUCAAUUAGCCCCGGUUUUAGCUAUUCAAGUGACACUUUUUCCGAAUAUUGGCAUAUCCAUUGGUUUCACUAACCAUCACGUCGCUGGUGAUGGAGCUACUAUAUUAGGGUUCAUAAGGGCAUGGGCGUCGCUCAAUAAAUUUAGUGGAGAUGAACAAUUCUUAGCUAAUGAGUUCGUUCCAUUUUAUGAUAGGUCCGUAAUUAAAGACUCUCACGGACAAGCGAUGUCUAUAUGGGAUGUGAUGCAGAAAUUUAAGUUGGAGAUGUGUGAGAUUGUGACUCCUCCUGAUAAGGUUCGAGUUACAUUUAUUAUAACACAGGAUGACAUCACGAAGCUCAAAUAA